Molecule: messenger RNA, 6549 nt
Organism: Trichosurus vulpecula (common brushtail)
Lineage: Eukaryota; Metazoa; Chordata; Mammalia; Diprotodontia; Phalangeridae
Gene: ENDOD1
Product: endonuclease domain containing 1
Exons: 2
Coding region: 175-1671 (498 amino acids)
Molecular function (GO): hydrolase activity; metal ion binding; nucleic acid binding
Source: RefSeq, a predicted model, not a curated record
GUCCACUCCCAGAAGGGAAGGGCUGGGUUUCGGAUUUCAUUUCCCUUGUAAACCGUUCCCAGAUUCCAAUCCACUUGCAGGGCUUCUCUGCUGCCUUUCAGUCUCGGACCUCUCAGAGCGAGCCCCCGGCCCAGGGAGCUGAAGGAGGGCACGGUCAAUUUCAGGAAGUCCAUCAUGAGACCAGCAUCCCUCCUUCCCCUCGGCAGCCUCUUUGUUUUGUCCUGGCUCGCAGAGGGCAGAAUUAUCCGGGAGGAUGAAGCCGGUUUUGCUGAAUGUAACAAGUUCUUUUAUGAAGAGACCCCGCCUGAAGGACUGGCUGAGCCUUUCCACGUGAAAAUCUGUCAAAAAUACAAGGGUAAGGAGCGCUUCGCCACCCUGUACAGCACCCAAGAAAAGAUACCUGUUUACUCAGCUUUUCGAUAUGCUGUCUCCGGAGAAAGCAGGGAGCAGGAGUGGAUGAUCGAACCCCAGAUAGAUGAUCCCAACAGCAACUUUGGAGAAAUGAUGAAUGAAGCAGAUGCUGUUAACUCUGUAGACAAUCUUGGAAGCAAACAAGCCCUAAGUACUGACUACCUGGAUUCUGAUUACCAAAAAGGACAACUGUACCUCAGCUCCCUGAACAGUGAUGAUUUCCAGGUGGCAACAUACACCCUCACGAACGCUGCACCUAUGAUCCAAUCAUUAAGGGAAAGGUGGUACAUGAAUGUGAAUAGCCUAAUGGAUCUUGCCUUGGCCCCAUACUGUGGGAAUGGGGAUGACCUAUAUGUCAUUGCAGGAGCAGUGCCCUCAGACCAGAGAGUUAAGGACAAAGUGUCUGUCCCUGACUUUGUUUGGCUGGCUGCUUGCUGUGCUGUUCCUGGAGGGUGGGCUAUGGGAUUCAUCAAGCAUAUGAGGGAUGGGGAUAUCAUAGAAGAUGUGAUGGUGAGGGAUCUUGAAAAGCUUCUUCCAUCUGGGACUCAGCUGUUCCAAAACAAUUGUGGGGAAGCAGACCAAGACACAGAGAAAAUGAAAAAAAUAUUAGAAAUGGUUAACCAUGUACAGGAUGAAGAGAGAAUGGUCCAGGCUAAGUCAAGUUCUAGCCAAUUAUCCGGUACUCGGAAUAAACGGUCUGCUCGGUCAUUGCCAGAGGAAGCCGACGAGAGCAGCCUGCUCAGAACAAUUGGCAGCAUUGUUGCUACCCCUUUUGUCAAGCUUCUCCAAUUAAUAUAUUACCUCAUGGUUGGAAUCCUGAAAAAUGUUCUCUAUUGCCUAUGGCACAUUACCAAGCAACUUAUAGGCAUUCUGGAAAAUGGAAUCCAUAAGAUGUUUUCAGCAACAGUGUCAUACUUCAUGGCUAUUGGGGAAGAACUGGUGAGCAUUCCCUGGAAAGUGGUCAAGGUCAUUGUCAAAGUCAUCAGGGCCCUCCUACGCAUCCUCUGCUGCCUGCUGAAAACCAUUUGCCGAAUUCUGAGUAUCCCUAUUAGAGUCCUUGUGGACAUUGUCAGUUUCCCCACGUACACAGUUUGUGCCAUCCCAACUGUCCUUAAAGAUAUUGCUGUAGGCCUGGGGGGCACCUUCUAUCUCCUCCUGGACACUGCCUUUGGCACUAUUGGCAGCCUGUUUCAUGUGCUUUUUAGUGUCUGUAAACGGAUUGUCUUUAAAGUAUCUUAUGACAACUCUGGGGAAUUGUAGAAGGAAAAAUGGACCAGGAGAAUCCAUCCACUGAGAUUUUUACUUUUUGUAAGGCAGAGUCAGAGUGAUACCUCUUUUCAAAAUGUGGCUUCCUGCUCUUAAUUCAUACGGCAUUUUGGGCACUGAUAAUAUUGCAAACUCACUUAGAGGUUAAGGGGAAACUGCCUGUGGUAGCAAAGAAAUGACAGUAUGAUUUAGAAUUUUCUGCUAGCAAAGUGUUGAGGGCCGAAAGUUGAGGGUUAACAUCUCUUACGGCUCUACAGGCUAGUUUGGUCAAGUGGUCAGCUUUUUCUAAGCCAUAAAUACCUUCAGUUCUUCACUGUUAAUAAAGUAGGGAAAUGGGAGUAGCCAUUUCCUCAGAAAGUGGCCUAUACCCUAGGAGAUGUCUGUCUGCUGGUGAUGGUUGGGAGUUAGGAAGAGUAAACUGUUCAUCCAAGGUGUUGAAAACUGGACAAGGGAAAUUUGUCCCUCCCUUUGAUAUUUGGUUCUUCUCAUCUAAUCUAAUUGAACCCAAUAAGGUCAGAUCAAAAAGCUUACCAUGGAUAUUUUCAGCUGAUUCUUGAAUCUCCUUCUAAUAUCAUGACCUGGCAAUGUAAAAGCUGCCAACCGGAAGGGCUGAAAGCUUCAUAACCUUGGGUGAGAGAACUGCACAACCCAAGAAGCUCCUUUGGACUUUCAAAGCCCCCCAAAAUCUACUUAUCAUUUUUAAUUUCUCUCAGUUGAACAUCACUACCUAGUCCCCACAGAUAAUGGAUGUUUUUGCAAAAUGUAACUUAAUGCGGUGGGAAAGUGAGUCCAGGAUUAUCUCACCACUCAGCAAGUAUAAUAUUCAUUCCUCUCUCGGGCAAAAGCCCAGAAAGGAUUAGAACUCAGGGUCAAAGCUUUAUUUACUCUUGUGUAGUGUUAGUGAUCUUAGGGAAUCUUUCACCAAGCCAAGAAGCUGACACCAACUUAGGGGCACCUGAAAAUCUCAGGCUGAUAGCACCCCACCAUCAGCUAACAUGAUAAUGACUAAAUCAAUCUGGGCUUCUGUACGAGUCAAUUUAAUGAACACAUUCCCCUAUGCAUCAAGGCAAACAAUAAAACUGAAGCACUUUAAAUGGGUCCCUAGAGAAUUAUUUUGAUUAGAAAAAAAAGCUUACACUCAGAAGAAUUCAAGUUCAUGUAUUUUCAGAGUUAGCAUAAUAGAGAGAAAGUUGCUACAAAGCUUCUCAGGAAGCUAGAUCUUUAAUUAAGAAAUGUCUCAUAGGAAAAUAAUUUUUUGUGGGCAAUAGGUCAGGGGGUUUAAGACUCAUAACAUAGCCUUCAGGUCAUACUCUACUGAGAUAUUAAAGUUUUCUCACAAUCAUAGGUCAUUCAAAUAAACAUUUCCAUUUUCCUACCUCUUAACAACACAUUCAUUAGCCUGAAACCGUUUGAGGAAGCAAAACCACCCUCCUCAGGGUUUACUCUGCUUCUGACACUGGAUCAUUGCCCAUGGAAAGGACUGAAUAAUUCUAAUAAAAUCGAGGGUCAGAGGAAAAGCUGUGAAUCAGGAGGAAGCUUGGUAUGAAACCCUGACACCAGAGGCAUCUGCCCUUUGCAUUCUAUCAUCAGAAAGUUGGAUCCAUAAAUUAAGAGGCAGGAAGGAAAACAUUUUUACUGUGGAUAUAGAGGCUAGUCAUUUGCGUUGGAGUGGUGGUUGGAAAAUGUUAGUGUAAUGAAAGUAGAGGGACUGAAGAAAGAUCAUUGCAUGAUAUUUAAAGAGAACUGCAACCAGUAAGGAAGCAUCAUGAUAAUCAGUGAUGUGAAACUUGGAACACAAGCCCUAGACAGGCUUGAGAUUGGAAAAUAUAGUUCAUAUUUAGAUUUUUAUUAAUUUGACAAUACUCAACCCCUUGCUUCCAUUCACGAAAGCAUAUGUGGCCAGACAAAACUUUCCAUUGACAACAUGGUACGAUGGAAGGAGUACUGACUCUGAAGUCAAGAGGACCUGGGUUCAUAUCCUGGGUAAGUUACUUAGACUCUCUGGCCCUCCAUUUCCUCAUCUAUAAAAUGAAGGGGUUGGAUUAGUUGGCCUCUGAGGUGCCAUCUGCUCUGGGUCUGUGAUCCAUGAACUAUAGGAGUGAUUAGGGAAUAGAAAAUGGUGAUAUUUUGUAUUGAUGAAGCUGAUUCAUAGAAUCAUAGGGAGAGGAAGCAAUAUAAUCAUUGAAUUUUAGAGCUGAAAGGGACAUUCUCAUUUUAUAGACGAGGAAACUUGUUACGGGCUGAGUUAGAGCUGAGCCCUGUCCUCCUCGGACCUCCAGGCCCAGGGGCCUGCUGAGAUUAACUCAGGGCUUUGGGAUGUGGGUGGAGCCAGGAGGAGGGGUCUCACCUUUGUUGCCUCCCUAGCGAUUCCAGGUCUGACCUGCCUGACCACGUGGAACUUCCGGCUCUCUGGCAGAGCAUGUGGAACUUCCGGCUGCCUGACCACCUGGAGUUUCCAGUCUUUGCCUGGACUGCCUGCCCGCAGGGAGCUUUGGGUAGUGCGGGAAGAGAAGGGGAGGAGAGUAGGCGGAGUCAGGGCAGUCCUAGGACCCAGGUGUAUUGAGUUUUCACCUGUCCUUCACCCACGUAACCAAAGAAUGUACCUAUGUCACUAAAGGUAUAAAUGUGCUGCUUGCUGAAAUAAUAAACGGAGUCAUUCACCAUCUUGUUCGGCUCCCGCCCCGUACAUUGUCCUCGAGAUCAGGUCCUUUGCUUAGGCAGAGGCCUGGGGCUUGGGGGGAACCCCGAGCGUAGUUACGAGGCUUCGGAAGCUCGUGACAGAAACUGAUGCCCACAGAAGAUAAAUGGCAUGUCCAAGAUUACACAGCUGUUUAGUGGGAGAGUCUGGAUAAGACACUGGAUAAGUGUCUUGUCUUCGUUCCCCUCCAUCAGACUUACUCCAGUGCUCACUCCUGGUUUCUGUAGUCUAAGGGAAUGGGCAACUGAUCCCACCUACCUGUAGCACCAUGACUAACCCAACUGUGGUGUUUGGGCCACCCUGCUUCCAAACAUGUCUAGUAACUAACAACUUAUUUAGCUCUUUGAGUUCAUUGCAUCAUGCAUACCGUGGCCUUCCUGGGAAACUGGGAAAGGAGAAGGAAGCGAAAUGCCUACUAUAGUUAGAGAAUUGGGGCAGCCAUACUUGCACUGAGCAUGUCUACUGUAAUGGACAAUCCUCUCUGUUUGCUAAGGCUAGGUUGCUGUCAUCAUGAAGCGCUGCCAAGGGAUAGGAUUGGGGAAUAGCACAAACAAAGCCAUUUUGUUUGGGCUUUGAUUGAAGGGGGAACUUGGGAUUGCAAAACUUAUUUCUGUCUUGAGGAUUUUGCUGUCGCUUUUUCAUAUUCAUUGUAGCUUUUGUGGAAGGACUGUCUAUAUGUGAUUUUAUUUGAUUUUAUUACCUUUUUUGGGGUGGGGGGGGAAGUCCAGAUUUGUGAUUCCUUCAGAAUAUGGAAUCUCUGCUGUGGAAAUCUCAUACCCCUGUGGAGUUGUACACCUCUAACACAAAUAGCCUUGGAGAAUUUAAAUGACAAACCAAAUCCCCUAGCUCAGACUAUUAUAAAUGCCAGAGACAAGACCUGAACCCAGAUCUUCUUGGCGCCAAAGCUGGCCUUCUGUCUGCUCUGUCAGGCUGCCUCUCAAAGUCCUGAAGAAGAAGCCUUAUAUCCAGUUUGAACAUUAUCAAGACUCCGUUUCCCUUCCUUUUCCCCAGUCCCACCCAACUUUGGUUAGCUCAUUCUCUGUGUAGCAUUUCCAACUGGCUGAGGACCAGGAAACUGAAGAGAAGUCAGAGGAAGGGGGAGACACAGUACUUAACAAAUGACAAUUUGACCUUUUUGAGUUUAUAGCUCAAGACUCAAGGUGUAGUACAGAAUACCCUGUGGGAACUCAAUAAGCAAAUGCUUGACCGCAGCUUGUUAGCAAGUCUGGUGACAGGAGGACUGGAGAAGGAAGCCACCGGCUCAAAUGAGGUUUAGGAAUUACCUGUCGAUUUCAUCUAACCCCGUUCUCUUUGUUCCAUAUAAACUCAAACAAAGGCACUGAUUUCCAAAUAUACCUUCCAUUUAUUUUGCUUUGAAACUUGAGAGCAUUUGUGAAGAAAAGAGAAUGGUGGUAAUCCAUGGGGCAAGUAUUAGAAUCACUUUUCAAGUCUGUUUCUCUGGGGAAAACAUCUUUGGCUCCGCCAUGUCAGAAAUAACAGUAUUUGUGAUAUGUUUUAUGUGAGUGAGACUCCUACAGGUUCUUUCCUCCAUAGAUUCUGCCCUGCAUCGACAACAAAGCUGAUCUCCAUCUUUAUUGAUUACUAAAAAUCCCCACUGUCUGAAGGGAGAAGGCACAGUCUCUGAAAGAAAUUGGACAUCUCAGACUUUCUUCUUUGCAAAUGACGGCGAUAAGGGCAGGAAAUCUUGGCUGCCUCCCCAGUGCCAGCUGGGACUGGUGUCUCAUUGUGUCUUGUUCUAUGUUUGGCAGCUGCUCGGGGUACAAUAAAUGCUACAAAGCAACAACAACUUGCCGGUGACAGUUCCAUAAUACCCAUCACAAUGAGGGUCUCCAUCUACCAAACACGUUCCCAAGUUUUGCAGCCGCCCUUCCAGGCAGGCACUUCACAUGAUGUGUUGACUGCAAACCAGAACCAUAGCAAGCCCAUCCAAAUUAACAACAACAUCUAAACAUGCAUAUUUCAAUGUUGAAAACUUCCCCGAACACUUCUUUUUUCUAUCAAACAGCCUGAAACAAACUUGAAAGGCACUCGUGGCAAGCAACAGAUUGGGUUUUCUCUAUUCUCCUUAUUUGUGCUUGAAUUUGGUAUAAGCUUGACCUUAUUGUUGGCAACUGUGUAGUAAAUAAUAAUAAAAUUAAACAGUAAUUUUUUAA